UGGAGGGGAGGGCGCGGGGGUGGGGGAGACCAGCCUCCGGGAAGCUCGCCUCUCCGGACGGCCCUGUAAGCCCCACACGCGCGCCCCCACCCCGCCUCCGGCUCGCUCCUUCCCACCUGCCAGAACUUCUCCCAUGUGCCGUCAUGAGGCGAGCGCUCCGCUCCGGACUGGGCGCUGCUGCGGCGCUUGUCCUGACAGCCUGCGCCUCUCUCUGCACAGGCUUAACAUGUGUGUGCCAAUUGUGUGAAAAAACAAACUUCACUUGUGAAACGGAGGGAGCAUGUUGGACUUCUGUCAUGCUAACGAAUGGUCGGCAAGAAGUAAUAAAGGCAUGUGUUUCCCUACCGCAGCUGAAGGCACAGAUCUUCUGCCAUGGUUCUAAGAACGUAACCAGGACAGAAUGCUGCUUCACAGAUUUCUGCAACAAUGGCACCAUUUACCUGCCCACAGGUCAAGAACCUUCAAACAAAUCAAAGCUAGGACCUGUGGAGCUGACUGUAGUUAUAACCAUACCGGUGUGUGUGUUGUCUAUUGUUUUACUGCUGGCAGCCUACACGUGCCAAGGACACCUCUGCAGACACAGAAAGAAAAGAAGGCCAAAUAUUGAAGAACCUUUAUCUGAGUGUAAUCUGGUGAACCCAGGAAAAUCUCUCAAAGAUCUAAUUUUUGACAUGACAACAUCGGGUUCUGGAUCUGGUUUACCUCUCCUUGUCCAAAGGACAAUUGCAAGGACUAUUGUUCUUCAAGAAAUUGUUGGAAAAGGUCGAUUUGGCGAAGUCUGGCGUGGAAAAUGGUGCGGAGAGGAUGUUGCUGUGAAGAUCUUUUCCUCAAGAGAUGAAAGGUCUUGGUUUCGUGAAGCAGAAAUCUACCAGACAAUCAUGCUGAGACAUGAAAAUGUCUUGGGUUUUAUUGCUGCUGAUAACAAGGACAAUGGGACCUGGACUCAACUGUGGCUUGUAACUGAAUAUUAUGAGCAAGGCUCUUUGUUUGACUACUUAAACAGCAAAACUGUGACAGCUGAUGAAAUGAUUAAGCUGACAUUUUCAAUUGCCAGUGGUCUAGCACAUCUGCACAUGGAAAUCGUUGGAACCCAAGGAAAGCCAGCUAUUUCACACAGAGACUUGAAAUCUAAAAAUAUUCUAGUCAAAAGGAACGAAAGCUGUGCUAUUGCUGACUUGGGGCUAGCUGUGAAGCAUGACUCGGUAUUAAACACAAUUGACAUACCACAGAAUCCUAGAGUAGGAACCAAGAGGUACAUGGCUCCAGAAAUACUUGAUGAUACAAUGAACAUAAAUAACUUUGAGUCUUUCAAGCGUGCAGAUAUUUACUCUCUUGGACUGGUGUAUUGGGAGAUAUCUAGAAGAUGCUUAGAUGGAGGAGUUUUGGAGGAGUACCAGUUACCUUAUUACGAUGCUGUGUCUUCUGAUCCUUCAAUAGAAGAAAUGAGAAAGGCAGUCUGUGAACAAAAGCUGAGACCAAAUAUUCCAAAUCAGUGGCAAAGCUGUGAGGCGCUGAGACUUAUGGGCCGAAUCAUGCGUGAGUGCUGGUUCACCAAUGGGGCAGCUCGACUGACAGCACUUCGUAUUAAGAAGACAAUUUCUCAACACUGUGGACAAAAUUCCAAAGCUUAAAUUUACAUGCUUUGUAAAAAUGGAACAGGAAAAUGCAUUUAUGUCUUUGGUUUUUGUAUUGUUUUUGAUUUUGCUCUACCUCACAUGAUACUCAGAAUAGUACUGCAAAGCCCAAAUCCCAGAAUACUAGAAUGUAGCUUCAUUGGUUCUUCACAUUUCAUCAGAAUUAACUUUUGGUUGCUGGGUGAUGUGUGUCUUGUUUUGGCUCGUAAAGGAAAAAUGAUUUAUUUAUUUUAUGGGCAUAAUAAUCCAUGAACAUGCUGCACAGUAUUGACAUGAUACUUCCUGCCAGGGCCGCAGAAGCUCCUGAAUUACAGAGAAUAUAUGAGAAGUGAACAUCAGCGAAAGUUUAACCCUAUGGCAGAGCCCUGUUCUUGUUUGUGUUGGUGGUAUACAUGAAUUUGAUAAACUAGACCAAAAGUGGGCAACUUGUGAGCUGAUUUUUAUCACACCUUCCGUUCCAUCUAAAUUCACUCUUAUACAAAAACAGCUUCCUUUUAAAAAAGGAGAAAGGCUGAAAAUAGAUUUCUUGAUCUAUUUCUGGUGGAGCCCACUGCAUUCUGGAAAGUUAUCUCUGAAAGGGUGCAGCUUGUAAACACAAGGUUAUUUACUCUUUGAAGUAAACUCUGAGGAUAUUAAAUACAUUGAAUCUUUAUUAAAAUAUAUUGGCCGCUGGCUUAUUUAUUUAUUUUUUUAAAUUGAAAUGACCGGCUUUUCAAUUCACUUCAAGAACUGAGAAAUGAGCCAUAAGAACUCCUUAGAACUUGAACCUGGAGAUCUCUGGAAGAGAGGUUGACUGCAGGCUUUCCUCAGAAGAUUUCCACAGGCUGUGUCUUCAUGUUAAGUACAUUCACUUGGUACUUUUUUAAAAACUUUUUUUUUCCAGCCAGCAACAGUGCCUGCCUUACUUUGUAACAACCUGGGGGAGGAGACACACAAACAAAUAUCUGGCAGUGUUUCCAUCUUUUGUUCAGGAAGGCCCUAGAGAAAAAUGAGUCCCCUUCAGUAAAGGGGAGUAAAAAAUUCCCCUUAAAGAAACCAUAGUAUUUUAUGACCAAAGGUGUGUGUGGGGGGGGCGAAAUGCAAGCACAUACCCUUGACAUUGCAGAUGUAAAGAAUCAAAAAGAGAUGCUACCAGUCAGAGCUGAUACGAUUGGGCUAAGCGAGCCAUAGGUUUGGCUUUUCUGCAUUCCUAAGGAAAUAAGCAAAUGAGAAACUGAGACCAAACUAUCACGGCAUUUUUCACAGAACUUUGUAGAAUAGGCGGUGCAAUAUGUGUGUGUGUGUUUGUGCGUGCGCAAAUGUAUAUUAUGUGUACACAUAAUAUACAUUAUAUGUGUAAUGUGCAUUUGUGUGUAUAUAUGCACACAUGCACAUUGAUUUUUAUUAAUCAAAUAAGAAUAAUUAAAUAGAACUUGCUUACUGUGAAAGUUGUUUUUAUAUUAUUAGUCACAUUAUAGAUGAUCAUUUAUUUAAAGCUUUAACCACCACAUUAUAGUUAAAUGUUGGAAAUUCUAUACGUUAUAUGUCUUUUGUCUUCAAAUUUCUGUCUAUCAACUAAUUGUUCUAAAUCUAAAGCAGUGUAAACGCGACGGGAUAAAUCUGGAAUGUCUGUUUUGCGGUGCCAAAAUUUAGAACAAAGUCACAAGGUCCUAAUGUAAAAUACGGGUAAUGCUUACCUGACUUUUCACAAAGUGUGAGAGUGUUUAGCUAAAAAGAAAUAGUAUUUUACACAACUCUGUUUUGAUCCAUGAUUUUGAAAAAAAAAAAUCACUAAAAGCCCUGCAGUCUAAAGAAAUGUCAAAUAAUCACAAGUAUCAGUAUUAAACUUCUGUAAAUUUGGGGGGGGAAAUUGAUGUAUAUAUAUUUUAAUAUGUCAUUCAGUUGUGAAGAUGCAGCUUUGAUGUUUAUUCUACAAUCAGAGCUGCCUUUUUUGUAAGCUAAUUGUGUUAAGAUCUUCUCGUGCAACCAAUGUUUCCCAUGUGACCAAAGCUGACCAUGUAGGAAGAUAACAUGGGAACCAUAAUUCUUAUAUGUACCCAUGGUUCACAUGAAUCCAAUGUGGCAUGGGAUCGCCAAAUUUAAGGCAGCUCUUGGAUGGUUAUGGUUUGCAAGUGAAUGGCCUCAAUUAUUCCACUUCAUAAACUAUUUGAAUAGAAGAAACUAGUAAGACCAAAUUGUUGCUGCUAUUUCUGGUUGUAACUGUCUCUGUGCAUGACAGAGAGGGUGAACUGUUCCCAGUCAGCCACCCAUAAUAUAUUCAGCCUGAAAUCCCAAAUGUGAAUCUCCAAAUUUCUAGGAAAAAGAGUUGUAGCUUAAGAGGCAGAGUGUAUAUUUUGUAUGGAAGAAGCCCCAGAUUCUAGGGUGGGGCUAGAAAGAGUUUUGUAUAUCAGGGAACAAAACGUUACCCUGAGGUUGAAAACGGUAUCACUUUAUUUUAUUAUUUCUCUGUCUUAUAACAGGAAUCAAGCCAGCCAUCUCAGGGAUGUUCAUAUUAAUUCUGGGGUCUUAAAAUGCAAAUAACUAUGUUGACUUCUAUCUUCAAUUUUUUCCCCUAAAAUCUGUAUGCAUCCCUAAGCCAAGAUUUCAACAGUAUAGUCAAUCAUGAAAAUAGGAUUUUCGUUGAUGCUGACUCUUGUGAUGUGAAUGUAACCUGUGCCAAUACAAUAGUAAACGGAAAUUUAUAAAUUGCCGAUUGUCAUCCUCACCAGUAUGACAAUCAUUCUUUCAGUUUAAACUAGCUUUUAGCAUAAUCCUAGCCAAUUUGGGCUGAAUUCCAUAGCUAAGCAAGAGCAGCCCUGGUUAGCACUUGAACUGGAGCCAAUGGCAGGCUGUACAAAAUCAGAAUACAUCCCUCCCAAGGGAAAACAGUGACAAAUUAAUACUGUAACAAUCCCAAGAAAACAGUAUAGAUGUAGUCACUAGUAGUCACUCAAUUCAAGGGCCUUUAAUUAAUUAAGCUAGUCAUUAAUGAUAUUUAUGCUGAUAUUAAAACAAUUGAAUAUAUCUAAGAAAUGUGUGUCACAUAUUCAUGCAUAGUGAUUGAUGAUGUUCCUUGUGUUUUAAUUUGAAUAGUCAUUUAAACACCCUGUGAUUGAUCAUCUCUAAAUGGUCCAUUUAUAUACACAAGAAUCAUUUGAUGCUACAUUUCAAAGGUGAUAAACAAGCAAAGAAUGGUAUGAACUGAUCCUGAGUCACCAAUGAUGACUUUUUGAGACGUAGAAGUAAUAUUCCCAGAUUUUCUGUAGUGUCAUCCUUUUAUUUGUCAUUUUGCCCUUAUGCUUACAUUUUAAAAUUAGAAUAGCAUUCUAAUUGCUGAAAUUGAUAUUGUUAUGUGAAAAUAACAAGAGUGAGAAAUGACUUGCAUGUGACAAUUGUUGCUCAUAUUCUUUGUUCUAUAGGGACUGCUGAUAAAGCCUAAAACUGAUAAAGUGUGCAAUUCUCACAUGAAUAAUUACUGUAGUUGCUUUACAGUUAACAGAAUGCUGCCACAAACAGGGAGUUUGUGUUUUAAAAUAUUUUGUUAUGGAUAAGCUUGUGCUUUUCUUACUUGUAUGAAGUAAUCCAUAAGAAUCAAGCACUUUCCAUUAAUUAUAGGCACCACAAUUUUAUGGCUUAGGCAGAAAAUAAGUAUUAAAUGAAUAAAAUAGGUAGUAUUCUGAAAUGUGAUGAAAGUGCAAUACAUUAAAUCUGAAGAAAAUAUGUAUAAUUGAGUUGUGCAGAUUUAUAUAGGAAGAAAUAAGUUCAAAUGAUGGUUGAUGGUGGAGCAAAGCUCCAUUCUAGAAGGGGAAGAUGUAAAUUUUCAGUUGCAAAUGCCUAUAAAGAAAAUGUGUUAAGAAUAGAUUUCUCUUAAACUAUCUUUAAAUAAAAUUAUGGAACUGAAUGAUGAAAUAAGUUUUCAUACUAUAACUUGCUUUAACCUAAUGUAUACUAUCACAAAGAAAUAUUUAUUUUUUAAACAAAUAGCUUUUAUUAUUGCUGCUACUGCCUCUAGUUGUAAAUAAUACGUGUUGUAUUUUUGUAUACUACUUUUUGCCUCUCAAAGCAUAUUUUUAAAGUGUCAAUUUUACAAUUUUAAUUUUUCUUUGCUGUUUUUGUGAAGCAUAAUUUCUUAUAAACAAUAAAAAAUGAACGCCUGAGGAAUGUUAUCUGGUUUGCUGCUCAUACAUUCAAGCACAAAUAAUUAAAAUGUAAGGAGCC
Messenger RNA from Ahaetulla prasina, 5831 nucleotides. RefSeq names its product activin A receptor type 1C (gene ACVR1C). The record is from RefSeq and is a predicted model, not a curated record. The transcript has 9 exons. Gene Ontology annotation, biological process: protein phosphorylation; cellular response to growth factor stimulus; activin receptor signaling pathway. The coding region runs from base 144 to 1631 and encodes 495 amino acids. Lineage: Eukaryota; Metazoa; Chordata; Lepidosauria; Squamata; Colubridae. Gene Ontology annotation, cellular component: activin receptor complex; plasma membrane. Gene Ontology annotation, molecular function: ATP binding; activin receptor activity, type I.